GCAUCCGUUGAAAAAGAGAUUGUCGUAGUGACUGAGCAGGAGGUCGCAAAGAAUACAAAAGCAACUAAAGAGCCACCUAAGGGUAAAUGGAGGCAGUGGAAAGUAUCAAUAUAUGCGAUCGAUGAAACAGGGGAAAAGUGUCCUCUAACUUUCGUUGAAAAAGUAGAAUAUAAUUUGCAUCAAACAUUUCUUAAACCGCGACAAGUUAUUCCUAAAGCACCAUUUAUACUCACUGAAAUUGGCUGGGGUGAAUUUGACAUGAAAAUAGUAUUUCAUUUCGUGGAUAAGAAUAUUCCGCCUUCGUCCAUAUACCAUGACCUCAAUUUCCAGAAACCUCUCUAUGAAGUCUCUUAUACAUUGCCUCUCAAAAAACCACACCUAGCAGACAAAAAAAAAUCCAAAUCUUCAACAUCCGUGUCCAAAUGGCAGAGAACAGACUCACCAGUCACUUCAACAUAUGAAUCACCUCAGUCUUCGCGUUCUUCGUGUUCAAUAGGUGAAUCUACAAAUGACAAAGAGAAUUGUCAAGUAGAUUAUAACAAGCUAGCCAAGAAUCUUUACGAUUUGGAAGGUGAUGAUAUUCUUGAGGUGAUACAUCUUGUAAAAGAGCAUCGAACAGGUGAAAUGUAUAUUAAUGAAGAUAUUGAAGGUAAACAUUUGAAGGAU
Dentiscutata heterogama is the source of this 666-nucleotide messenger RNA. The record is from the annotation of a GenBank genome assembly. Lineage: Eukaryota; Fungi; Glomeromycota; Glomeromycetes; Diversisporales; Gigasporaceae.